This is a messenger RNA of Dama dama (fallow deer), 816 nucleotides long. RefSeq names its product short palate, lung and nasal epithelium carcinoma-associated protein 2B-like. The record is from RefSeq and is a predicted model, not a curated record. Lineage: Eukaryota; Metazoa; Chordata; Mammalia; Artiodactyla; Cervidae. Gene Ontology annotation, molecular function: lipid binding. The transcript has 7 exons. Bases 1 to 816 code for a protein of 271 amino acids.
AUGUUUCAGCUUUGGAAACUUGUUCUCUUGUGCGGCCUGCUCGCUGGGACCUCAGCAUCUCUUCUUGACAAUCGUGGCAACGAUGUUCUGAGGAAGCUGAGAUCUGCUCUUGAGAGUGGACUUGCCAGCUUUGACAGUGCAAUUGAAAUUAUCUUUCAGAAUUUGAAGGCUGAAUUGGAAUCCAAGUGUUCAGACGAGGUUGCGGAGAGCCAGGAAUCUGAGAAUUUGUUGGAACAACUCAUUUCUGGAAUUUUUCAAGUAGUGAACAGGCUUACAGGGGUGAGAAUCAGGAAUGUCCAAGUCCCGGAUAUCACAUUCGAGGCGACUUCUAACAACAGUGCUGACGUGAAGAUCCCCAUCACUGCUGAUGUCACCGUGAACCUGCCUCUGUUGGGUGAGAUUGUUGACCUGGACCUCAAAGUGGACCUCCAAACUAGUGUCAGCAUUGAAACUGAUGCCGAGAGUGGUGACUCCAGUGUGGUCGUGGGAGAAUGCACCAACAACCCAGAAAGCAUCUCACUCACGGUGCUGCACAGGCGCUUUGGACUGCUCAACGACGUUGUGGACGUUGGCAUCAACCUUGCGAGAAGAGUGGUGUCCUCGGUGGUGCAGGACGAGCUGUGCCCACGAAUCCGUGAACUCCUUGAAAGCCUGGGUGCAGAGUGUGUUAAGAAACUUAUCGAAACUGCUGCCCAAAAUGAUGUGAGAAAGAGGAUGGGCCAGAUCUGGGUUCAAACCAUGGAUCUGCGACUUAGCAACUGUGCAAUCCUGGUCAACUGGCUCCGCCUCUCUGAGCCUCGGGUUCCUCCCAGGUGA